Rhinocladiella mackenziei CBS 650.93 is the source of this 579-nucleotide messenger RNA. RefSeq lists its product as uncharacterized. The record is from RefSeq and is a predicted model, not a curated record. Gene Ontology annotation, molecular function: phosphatidic acid transfer activity. The transcript has a single exon. The coding region runs from base 1 to 579 and encodes 192 amino acids. Gene Ontology annotation, biological process: phospholipid transport. NCBI's taxonomy places the organism in Eukaryota, Fungi, Ascomycota, Eurotiomycetes, Chaetothyriales, Herpotrichiellaceae. Gene Ontology annotation, cellular component: mitochondrial intermembrane space.
AUGAGAAUCUUCUCGUCAUCGUACACCUUCGACUAUUCCUGGGAAGAGGUCAGCACCAACAAUUGGCGCAAAUACUGCCCGUGGAACGACAAAGCUUCGCACGUGUUGGCCGUCGAUACCGUCUCGCGCCACAUUGACUCUGAAACGGGGAUCCUUUGCACCGAGCGCCUCAUAACAUGCCGACAGAAUGCACCGCAAUGGAUCUUGACUAUUCUCGGGGGUGACACCACCAGCCAUGUUUACGAGGUGUCUUAUGUGGAUCCGGUAGCGAAGAAGGUCACCAUGUGCAGCACCAACAUGACCUGGUCAAAUCUCCUCGAAUGUCGCGAGACAGUGACAUAUCAGCCCUCAGCCAACGACACGGCUGCAAAGACAGACUUCAAGCAGGAGGCCAAGAUCGUUGCCCUCUGUGGUGGGUGGCAAAAAAUUCGCAGCAAGAUUGAGGAGGUCAGCAUAGAGAGGUUCCGAGAAAAUGCGGCUCGAGGACGAGAGGGGUUUGAAAUGGUCCUCGAAAUGUCUCGGAGGGUAUUCGGUGAGGAGAAGGAGAAGCUUCGACUGGGACAAGAGGCUACCGUAUAA